Molecule: messenger RNA, 12543 nt
Organism: Callorhinchus milii (elephant shark)
Lineage: Eukaryota; Metazoa; Chordata; Chondrichthyes; Chimaeriformes; Callorhinchidae
Gene: kmt2a
Product: lysine (K)-specific methyltransferase 2A
Exons: 36
Coding region: 25-12027 (4000 amino acids)
Biological process (GO): positive regulation of DNA-templated transcription
Cellular component (GO): histone methyltransferase complex; nucleus
Molecular function (GO): DNA binding; histone H3K4 methyltransferase activity; zinc ion binding
Source: RefSeq, a predicted model, not a curated record
GAGUUAUGCGCGGUUUGGGGCGACAUGUUCACCCGCCCUCUCCACGGCGCGCACACACACACACCACACACACACACAAACAGACUCCCUAAAAUGGCGCACACAGCUCGGACCCGCUUCCCCGCACGGCCCUGGAAAAAACCGGGACGGUCGCGGCUGCCGGGCUUGAAGAGGGACUUGAAACACGGCUUCGACGCCGCUCUGCCCGUGUCGGCCGCCAUCGGGAAAAACCUCCACAAGUUCCGCGAGCUGUUCGGGGAAAGCAGCGGCAGCAGCCUCAGCAGCAGUGAGGAUGAACAGUUUUCAGGUUUCUGUUCAGAUGAUAAUGGAGUUCGAAGUCCCACAAGAUGUCACUUCAGAUCCCAGAGAGUCAAAUCACCUCAAAGAAAACUUCGAGGAAGACAAAGGACGUUUUCUUCUCAGAGUUCGGACGCGCCCUCAGAUUCGUCCUCUGCCCUGUCCCCUCCAACCAAGCCAGACGUGAAGCCAGCGAUCAAAGACAAGAAAGCUGAUGUAACGGGUGGGGAGAAGAGGAGGGGACGACCGCCCACAUUAAGCAAUCCAAAACUCCAGCUUUCACAGGAUAAGAAAGAGCCUGCUAAUGGGAAAAGCGAGAAACCCAAAAAGGAAAAAGAGAAGAAAGUGAAGAAGAAACCCUCCUCGCUGCUGCAGCAGGCAACGAAGAUCAAGAAGUUGAGAGCCGUCAAACUGUCGCCUUUGCAGUCUAGGCUUAAAAAUGCUAAACUGCAGAUUAACAGCAAAGGAGGUAAAAUCGAGAGGAGAAGAGGGAGGCCGCCGUCCUCAGAGCGCUUGAAAACAGUCCCCAAACUUCUAGUUUCGCCUCAACCCAAGAAACAGAAGCGCCCUCGUAAAGAGAAGGACACUACGCCGUCGCCAAAACUGGCGGUGACCAAGGACAUGAAGUCUGUUGACAGGCGGAGGCCUCAGAGGCUAACAAAACCAGUCCGCGUUGUUCCAGUCACUAAAAGGACUGAUGCGACCAUCGCAAAACAGCUUCUCCAGCGAGCCAAGAAGGGAGCCCAGAAACGGAUGGAGAAAGAAGCUGCAAAACUGCAGGAAAGCAAAGGCAGACCAAAGAUGGCAUCACCUCAACUCAAAAACAUUCGUCAGUUUAUCAUGCCAGUCGUCCGUGCCUUUUCCUCACGAGUCAUCAAGCCCCCCAAAAGGUUCAUUGAAGAUGACAGUUACAUUCCUCCAAUUAAAGUACCACGACUGGAAUCCACUCCGACCGGCAGGUUUACCUCUAUUUCAUGUGGUUCCAGUGAGAAAUCCAGUGCCGUUUCGCAACAUUCUUCACAGAUGUCCUCUGAUUCAUCCAGAUCCAGUAGCCCCAGUGUCACCUCCACUGAUUCUCAGGCCUCCGAUGAAAUGCAGACUCUUCCCGAAGUAGCGAGCCAACCCGCAGAGCUGCACGGCUUAAACGCCUCACAGUCUGGUGAAGCGGGAGGAAUGGACAAGAAGAGUCCGCGGUUUUCGAUGGCCGAGAGAAGCGGCUCAGCGAGCAAGAAAGCGUCCACUUCCUCACCACAGCCCACGUCCUCCUCUCCGCCGCCACCCCUACUCUCACCUCCCCCUCCACUGCAGCCCACAUCAAACCUGUCCGAUCACUCCCCGUGGCUGCUGCCUCCAAGGAUACCGUUGGCAACCCCCUUCAUUGCACCGGCACCCUUGCCGGAGAAACGCAAAUCAAUCUUGCGUGAGCCGACAUUCAAAUGGACAUCUCUAAAGAAUCUGCGGCCGGAAUCCCAGUACUUUUCCUCGGCAAAGUACGCCAAGGAGGGGCUGAUCCGCAAGCCAAUCUUUGACAACUUCCGGCCAUCGCCGUUGACUCCAGAGGAUGUGGGCUUGCCUUGCAGGUUCCAGGGCUCCUCCUCACCCACCGCUCCAGCUCGCUUGUUCUCUUCGCUUCAUCCCACGUCCAGAUUCGACACUCACAAGAGAAGCCCCCUCCUCCGCGCUCCCAGAUUCACUCCCAGCGAGGCUCACUCCAGAAUCUUCGAGUCUGUUACCGUACCUUCGCCUACAGUCAAUCUUUCCUCUUCAGUCGCCUCCUCGAGGAAAGGGCAUUCCUCUCGUAAGAAGAAGAAAGAGGUGCAUAUUGUGAGUCGUAUUGAUCCUAAAUCUCCUUCACACUCCAUGAGAACCCGAAGCGGUCGCCUCAUUUCUACAGAUUUAUCAUCAAUCACUCCACAGACCUCUGUAGCUUCCUCACCACCUGUACGUUGCAUCAUACCUGGUGCCUUAACGCCCCCUCUGUGUAGUUUGGCACAAUCUGAAGGAACAGUCAAGGAUAAAGAUGGUAGAACAAGGUUGUUGACUAGACAGACCAGCACUCCGGGGGAAAGUUUCCCUGCAGACUCAGCCAGCCCGCCCUCUCCGCUAUUCCCAUUGCUGGCAACCAGUAUCCAGAAGGAUAAGGCAAAGAGCAAAGACAAGCCGGUUGAAAAUUUACCCAAAGAAAAGGAUGCUGAGAGAGGGAAUGAGAAAGACCGGGACAAAGAAAAGGAGAAUAAGCGAGAAUCGAGAAAGGAGAAGGAAAAGAAGGUUCAGAGUAAGGGCACUGAGGUACCCAGUGCUGUCUCUUUGUUCCUGUUUCCCAGAGCAGUAGAUGAAGAAAGAACUUCCACAGAGGAUGUAGCUGCCUCGUCUUCAACGAAAAAGGUUCCGGGGAGGACCAAGAAGCCUCAUCCUACUGAAAAAGGUGCAGCAACGCUGGGGGACGGUGCUUUAGCGUUGUUGGACGUGACGCCUGUGAAGAAUAGAAUCCCAAAGAAAGGCAGAGCAGCAUCUGAGAGGGUAGGACCUGCGAAGGGCGACCCUGAAAACAGUGGAGUUGCUGCCACUGGUAACAAAGAUGGGUCUCUUCAGCAUUCGGUGAUUACUUCUAUCCUCUCGUCAGGCCCUCUUAAGCACUCUGCUCCCGCUAUCAGCAGCAUGCUGACACAAGCAGACAAGAUGCCGACCACUGAUAAACGAGUGGCCAACCUGCUGAGAAGGGCCAAAGCGCAGCUCUGCAAGAUUGAGAAGAGCAAGUCUUUGAAAGUUACCGACCCUACGAAAUCCCAGGGGCAAGAAAGCGAUUCUUCAGAAACAUCGAUACGAGGCCCUCGAAUAAAGCAUGUGUGCAGACGGGCCGCUGUUGCACUAGGUCGCAAGAGGGCCGUGUUUCCUGAUGAUAUGCCUACCCUGAGUGCCUUGCCGUGGGAGGAGCGAGAGAAGAUUUUGUCUUCCAUGGGGAAUGAUGACAAAUCAUCCGUGGCUGGAUCUGAGGACGCAGAGCCACCUCAACCGGUCAUCAAACCCAUCGCUAAGCACAAGGUGCCACAGGAGCCUAUUGUGCGGAAAGGCAGGAGAUCACGGCGGUGUGGCCAGUGUCCAGGCUGCCAAGUCCCCGAUGACUGCGGUCAGUGUACUAACUGUCUGGACAAACCCAAGUUUGGUGGUCGGAAUGUGAAGAAGCAGUGCUGCAAGAUGCGGAAAUGUCUAAACCUUCAGUGGAUGCCGGCAAAAGCGCCACCUCAGAAACCAGUUAAAGUAAAGAAAAAAGAAAAGAAAACGAAAGUGCAAGAGAAGAAGGACAUCCCGCCGGGGAAACCGCAAACCGAACUCAGCCACAAAGCAGUCCCCCAGAGUGCCGCACAAGCCCCCGAGCCCCCUGCUCAGAAACCCACCCAAGCUGCUUCACAGCCAACCGAGCAGCAGACAGAGGAGGGCGGCUCCUGUCCAUCUCCAGAAGCUCGACCGCAAGGAGCGAUGGUUUCACCCCCACGGAAGCCUAGCAAACAGCUCCCUCAGCCGCCUGAGCCCGCCGUGUCUCAGCAGUCAGGUCCCGUGCAGCUAAAGAAAGAAUCGGUCAGUGACCCCAAGAAAAAACAGUCGCUUCAGACAGAAUCAGCACCAGAACUCAACAAGCAGAAGAAAAUCCCUUCUCGUUGCAAUAUACCACUAAAAACUAAAAAGCCAAAGGAAAAGGAUAAAGUGGUUCCGGUGAGCAAGGUUGAACCCAGUACUCUGAAUCUGCUCACCACGUUCACCAAUGUCAGCAGCGGGAAGCAGAAAGCACUGGCGGACGGUGUGCACAGGAUCCGAGUGGAUUUUAAGGAGGACUGUGCUGUGGAGAAUGUGUGGGAGAUGGGUGGACUGAGCAUUCUGACCUCUGUACCCAUCACUCCCAGGGUAGUCUGCUUCUUGUGUGCCAGCAGCGGACAUGUUGAGUUUGUCUACUGUCAGGUGUGCUGUGAGCCCUUCCAUCUCUUCUGCCUGGAGGAGAGUGAGCGGCCUCUGGAGGAACAAUGGGAGAACUGGUGCUGUCGUCGCUGCAAAUUUUGUCACGUCUGCUGCCGGCAGAACAAGUCCUCAAAGCAGCUUCUGGAGUGUGGCAAGUGCCGAAACAGCUAUCACCCAGAGUGCCUGGGACCCAACUACCCAACCAAACCCACAAAGAAAAAGAAAGUCUGGAUCUGUACAAAAUGUGUGCGAUGCAAGAGCUGUGGGGCCACCACACCAGGGAAGGGUUGGGAUGCACAGUGGUCUCAUGAUUUUUCUCUCUGUCAUGAAUGUGCCAAACUCUUUGAUAAAGGAAAUUUCUGCCCGUUGUGUGACAAGUGCUAUGACGAUGAUGAUUAUGAAAGCAAGAUGAUGCAGUGUGGAAAAUGUGAGCGCUGGGUUCACGCAAAGUGUGAAAGCCUAUCUGAUGAAAUGUAUGAGAUCUUAUCAAACCUGCCUGAGAGUGUGGCAUAUACUUGUAUAAACUGCACGGAACAGCAUCCUGCAGAAUGGCGUCUGGCCUUGGGCAAAGAAUUGCAAACUUCCUUAAAGCAAGUGCUGACAGCUUUGCUGAACUCAAGAACUACCAGCCACUUGUUGCGGUAUCGACAGGCAGCCAAACCUCCUGAUUUAAACCCAGAGACUGAGGAAACCAUCUGCGCUCGGAGCUCACCUGAAGGGCCAGACCCUCCGGUUCUCAUAGAAGUAAAGCAACAGGAUGAGCAGCCUCUUGACCUGGAAGGCGUGAAGAGAAAGAUGGAGCUGGAGAGGUACCACUCUGUGCUGGAGUUCAGCGAUGACAUUGUGAAGAUCAUCCAAACAGCAAUGAAUUGUGAUGGAGGGCAGCCGGAGAACAAGAAAGCGAACAGCAUGGUGAAGGCUUUCUUUAUCCGGCAAAUGGAGCGCUGUUUCCCAUGGUUCAGUGUGAAGGAGUCCAGGUUUUGGGAGCCCAAUAAAGUAACCCCAAACAGUGGGAUGCUGCCCAAUGCUGUGUUGCCUCCAUCGUCUGAUCACAACUACGCUCAGUGGCAGGAACGGGAUGAUGGCAAUCGCACCGAACAGCCAGCGCUUACUAAGAAGAUAAUACCUGCACCACGACCAAAGGCACUGGGGGACCCUGAUUCACCAGCCCCCCCGCCCCCACCACCCCCGAGAACAGCAGGUUCAGACACCAGUCGAGAGGACAGUCCUGACCUGGACCCACCGCCCGGGUUGGAGGACAACAGGCAGUGUGUGCUGUGCCUUAAGUACGGCGACGAUAACCGAAACGAUGCUGGGCGCCUGCUGUACAUCGGACAGAACGAAUGGACGCACAUGAACUGCGCUCUGUGGUCAGCGGAAGUGUUCGAGGACGAUGAUGGUUCCCUGAAGAAUGUCCAUAUGGCUGUGAUCAGAGGCAAACAACUGCGUUGUGAGCGAUGCCAGAAGUCGGGGGCGACAGUGGGCUGCUGUCUGACUUCCUGUCAGAGCAACUAUCACUUCAUGUGCGCCCGAGCAAAGAACUGUGUGUUCCUGGAUGACAAGAAAGUGUACUGUCAGAAGCACAAGGAUUUAGUUAAAGGAGAGACCGUUCCUGAGGACGGGUUUGAGGUUUUACGAAGGGUUUACGUGGAUUUUGAGGACAUCACAUUAAGAAGGAAGUUCCUGACUGGCCUCGAACCAGAGAGUAUCCACAUGAUGAUUGGUUCCAUGACCAUCGACUGCUUGGGGAUCCUUAAUGAUCUUUCUGACUGUGAAGCCAAGCUCUUUCCUAUCGGUUAUCAAUGCUCAAGGGUGUACUGGAGUACCACGGACGCCAGGAAGCGCUGUGUGUACACGUGCAAGAUCCUGGAGCACAGGCCUCCGCCGAUCGAAACAGAAGAGAACAGAACCUUAGAGCACACUGAGAACCGAACUACAGUGCAUAGUCCGAGCAGUAUAGCAGAAAUCGACACCGUGGAGAGUCAGGACACGGGGGCAGCUGAGACGCUGGAGCACCACCUAUCCUCACACGCCCCUGGCCCCAUCCCUCCCAGACCCCUGUCAGGAAGUAGGAUCCAGAUAUCCAGCUUUCCUCCACUGCGACGAUCACCAGGCACCAGCUCCAGACCUCUCCCAUCACCAGGAAGUCCGACCCCGAUGAUGCACGAGAUUGUGACCUUUGCUGACGCCUUACUCUCCUCUGGCCGCCGAAGCACCAUCCCCCGGCGACACAGCACCUCUUCCGUCUCUCCCCAACAUUCCCGGCACCGUCUGGCCUCCCCGUCACAGCCGGCGAUCACGCCAUGCUCCAGGUCGAGUGGUAUCAGCACUAACCCGUCCCCAGCUUCCUCCGAGCCCGAGGCCGGCAGCCAAACCAGUGACGUGCUUCACCACAAAGCUCCUCACCCCGACAAACACGGCGGAUCAUUCCAGGGGCCUCCAAGCCGACAGAGGAUCAGCAGUGCCGAUUCUGUCCUGACCCACCUCACCGGGGCAGCUCACGUAUCUGGCUCACAGCCCAACAGACCCCCGGCCGUGCCCUCGCCGGCUGGUCAUCACGGUCUGAAAGAGUUCCGUCUGUCCCUGUCUGGGAUACAGUCUCGGAACGGGGCUUUGAAGGGCGACAAAGCCACGUCUGUCAAUGCGGCGGACAGUCCAGGAGCCACGCCGGCACCAGCACAGAGCUCUACCUCAGUCACCACAGCGAACUGCCGGCCCGUGCAGAAACAAGCCUGUAACAGCAGCAGCGGGCCGUUCGCAAACUCUCCCCCACCAGCGCCCGCCUCCAAAGAGAACAAGUCCUCGUCCGUGGCAUUUCAGCAACACGAGCCGAGGAAGUCGGAGCUGCCGCGGGAACCGGUGCCAGGGGGGAAAGCCAGCAGGGAGCACGGUCACCACGCCCAGGACAGCGACAGGACCUGGCCCCAGCCGGCUGAGAUGGGCCAUUCCACUGCCACGGGCAGCGAUCACCAGCGCCCCAACUGUGUGGAGAAGAAGCCAAGCGCCAAAGCAGCGCCCUCAGCCGACAACCCCAAAGUCAGCAAGGCCCAGGGGGGCAGACAUGCCGAGGGGAGUCCCCUCACAGAGUCUUCAGCCGACCCCAAAGUGGAUGACAAUCCUCUGACUGAGCUUGACAGCAAGGCUCCGGCUGCUGAGGAGCCCAGGCCAAAGUUUGCCGAUCGAUCUCCUGGCAUUGAGCGCCUGCUGACCGGCAAGACCGCGGACGCCAUCCAGCCCUUCACGGAUAAAGUUCGGGGUGAGACGCGUAGGAAAGAAGUGCACGUCCCCUGGAAACUAGGCGCUCGGGGUUUCUUGGAAGCCGACUGUUUGGUCGAAGAGGAUCACAAGAGCAACAGCGUUCUGGCCUCUGCCGCUUCUCAAGGAGGCGACGAGGCUGUGUCCUCCUCGCUCGUGCCUUCCACGAUGACGGAGAGCCCCGAGAACGAGCAGGAGGUGCUGAGGUGCCCCAAGUGCAACAAGGUGUACAAGCAGCGGGUCAAAAACCUGUUCCAAAAGCACGUCCUGCAGUGCGGCAAUCCCAGCUCGCAGGAGGAGCGAGAGGGGAACAAGACGCAGGAGAACGACUCCAACAAGCGGAGGUACCCCCGCCGCAGUGCCCGCGCGAGGUCCACCACCUUUUUCGGGCUGACCCCCUUCUACGGUGUCAAAUCGUACGGUGAAGAGGAUUUCCCCUUCUACAGAGAUCCCUCAGGCAAAAAGCGGAGUGAGCAAGCGACGCAGGGGCAGGUGGACGGAGCCGACGAUCCCAGCACUUCGUCCGAUGACGAGGUGGAUGACUACUACUACAAUUUCACCAGGACCGUCAUUGCCUCCAACAGGGAGGGAGGCUUGGAGUCAUGCAGCUUCUUUGAUGGCGAGGAGGAUUGCCACCUGCCCAGGAUCAGCCAGUUGGACGGCAUCGACGACGGCACGGAGAGCGACGCCAGCAUCACGGCCACUACCGGCAAAGCCUCGCAGCUGAUCAAGAUGAAGGGCAAGGAGAAUGGGACGGAGAGCCUAGCUCUGGAGGAGAGCAUGAACAGCGGGGAGGAUGGAAAGGAAGAGCACAGCGUGAAGACCGCCGGGUCUGACCUGAAAGGGAACGAUCCCAAGCUGGACAACUGCCUCCCCGUGAGCAGAGUGAAGUCUCAGAGCCAGGACUCCUUAGGAGACGUUUCCCUCGCCUCGCUAGACGCCGGCAGGCGCACACACCCCAGCACGCCGUCAGAGAAAAAUCUGCUGGACAGUUUCAACAACGACUUGCUGAAAUCGGCCAAUGAUUCCGACAACAACAACAGCGACGACUGUGGGAAUAUCCUUCCUUCGGAUAUCAUGGACUUUGUGCUGAAGAACACUCAGUCCAUGCAGGCGCUGGGAGAGAGCCCGGAGUCCUCCUCGUCCGAACUCAUAACCCUGGGUGAGGGUCUGGGGCUGGUCAGCAAUCGUGGCAAGGACAUGGGCAGUCUCUUUGAAGUCUUCCAGCCCCUGGCGAGCACGGAGCCUGUGGAAAGCGGUGUUGCGGCCUCGAUCCCCACCGAGGAGACGUUCGAGCUCCCAUUGGAGUUACCAUCUGACCUCUCCGUGCUGACCACCUGCAGCCCGACAGUCUCUAACCAGAGCCACGGCAGCCUGACUGUCAUCUCCAGCUCACAGUUGGCCUCGUCCGAGGAGCAGCUCAACAUGUCACCCACUGAGCCGGCAGACAAGGGGGUGACCGUGACGGGCGAGAAACCGGUGACCGUCGACGAGGCCGACGUUGCGUUGAUCGGUCGAGUAGUAGAGUCGCCCCCGGAUGGCCACAUGGCCUCUGGUCAGUUCCUGCACAGCCACAUGGAUGCUGAGCAGCUCACAGCGCCCUCUUGUAGUCAGGUAGAGGCAGGACACGGCGGUCAGGACCUAGUUGGGGUCGUUGCCAACUCGCCGGUUGUCCUUCAGGUGCCAGUUUCGCCUUCGGUACCACCCCAGAGUCAGAAGUACGUGGCGAGUCCCUCUAACAGCCCCGGGCCUGCUCCCAUCCCCAAUCCUACGGUGCAGAGCGCGACUCAGAGUCCGCUGCUCAAACCCGGAGCGGACAAUCUGAUCGUGGUCAAUCAGCAUGGCCAGCCUCUCUAUGUCCUGCAGACCCUUCCCAGCGGCGUGACCCAGAAAAUCAACCUGGCCCCUUCUGUGAGUCCCGUGGAGGCCAACAGUGCAGUACUCGGACAAAGCGUCUCAAUGGGAGGCAGCCUAGCCCUAGCGACAGGCUUGAAUGUCAGUCUGCCCGCCUCCCAAUCGAUCUACACUUCUCCUACCAUGGCCAACAGUAAAGGCCUGAUGACUCUGUCGCAGCACCCUCAGUUACAUUCCUUCACAGCGCCUGCUCCCUCAGCGUUUCAGCCCAACAACUCCAGCAGCUCUGGCCCUGGUCUGCUCAUUGGUGUCCAGCCUCCUCAGGAGCCGCCGGUAUUGAGUUCUGAACCCAGUCCAAGGCAGGAGCACAUGACUGCCCCCACCUCGAGUCCGGCUCCGGCCCAGCCCAAGAAAAGGCAAAUCAACCGGCUGCCAUCCAAGAAGAGCAAGAAGCUCGCCCCCUCGUACCAGCCAGGCACCAGCGCACCUGCGGAGAUCGUGCCCAACAUGACUUUAAUUAACCUGUCGCCAACCCAGAUUGCGGGGGGAAUAGCUGGUCAAUCAGGCUUGGUGGAUCUGGGGGCUCUAUCUGGCACGGGAGCCCAGAGAACCAUCCCCAAUAUCAUCAAGCGCUCCAAGGCCGGAGUGAUGUACUUUGAGCCGGCCUCACUCGCUGGCCCACAGGUCCAACAGUCCAGGAGCCCGCUGGUCACUUCCGCCAACAUUAUUGGUCACGAGAACUUGGGAACGGGAAGCCAGUCUAUGUUAAAUGUGGUUUCUAUGCAAGCAGCUACAGCAACCAGUGGCGGAGGAGGGGCUGUGGCAGGACAUAUCCUGGGGCAGGGUUCAGUAACAUUAGCUACUCCCACACUGUUGGGGACAACGGACAUAACUGGCUCCAUAAGUAACCUGUUAAUUAAGGCAAGCCAGCAGAGCCUGGGACUCUCCGAUCAGACAGUGGGCUUGCCGGGAGCAGGGGUCUUUCAACAUCUCGCCUCCCCACAAAGCCCCACCAGCGCCCCCAUGUCUCCAGCUCCGAGCAGGUGCCUGCGGUCAUCCACCCAGACAGUGGGGGUCCCAGUCACAUCCACCCCCUCGGACCAGGAGGGUUCCUAUCAGUUACAUCAACAAAUCUCGCAGCUGCUGUCCAGCAAAGGUGGGGAGAUGAGCAACCCACUGGACGUGGCUGGCAGUUCAGUGGGCCAAAUGUCAACCAGCUCGGCCGCUACCAGCACCUCUGUGGCUUCUCCCCUGACAUUCCCCUCCACUGCGGACCUACCGUCCGUCUCUCUCUCUCCCUCUCCUGUGUCUCCAGGCUCCCCAAGAGCCAAGUCCAGGAUCAAACGGAUAUCGCCCGCCCUGGACAAGUCGAAUGUUAAAAAGCACAAGGCCUCCCAUGCACUGACGGACUCCUCGGGAUGCCAUCACUCCCCUCAGGAUUCGGAGCUCGCCAGCCCACCGCCCGUUUCCUCGGCCACAGGGCCUAUUCGAGUUCGAAUGAAGAAUCAGAGUGUAAGAGAAACAAUGGAACUGGGACAGCUGGAGGAAUGUCACAGGGAGAUUGAGUCACCCAACCAAAUGGAACAAAUGCCAACACUACAGACCUUUGAGCCCAUUAACCCAACAGUCAGCUCGGAGGGACAGGAUGUCACGGAAUCUAGGAGCUCAGACGAUGACGAAACCUUCAGUUCUCCCCUUCUGGCGCUGCUCGAACAAGAGGAGAAAAGGAAAGAGAUCAGGAGUGGGAAGAGAUCCAAAAAAGGCUUGCUCUUUCAGAUCACCAGCGAUGAUGGCUUUCAGAUCCAGUGUGACAAUAUUGAGGAAGCCUGGAAGGUGCUGACUGACAAGGUGCAGGAGGCUCGAUCCAACGCCCGGCUGAAGCACAUAUCGUUCUCUGGGGUGAACGGCUUGAAAAUGCUGGGGAUUUCUCACGAUGCGGUGGUCUUCCUCAUCGAACAGUUGUACGGAGCCAAAAGGUGCAAGAAUUACAGCUUCAAGUUCCACAAGCACCAGGAGGUGGAUGAGCUUCCCCUCAACCCCCACGGCUCGGCCAGAGCUGAGAUACACCAGAGGAAAUCAGCGUUUGACAUGUUCAACUUCCUGGCUUCCAAACAUCGGCAGCCACCGGACUACAAUCCCAAUGAGGAGGAGGAGGAAGAGGUGCAGCUGAAGUCAGCACGACGGGCAACCAGCAUGGACCUCCCCAUGGCCAUGAGGUUCAGGCACUUGAAAAAGACUUCCAAGGAAGCAGUUGGUGUCUACAGGUCACCAAUCCACGGACGGGGCCUUUUCUGUAAGCGAAACAUUGAUGCAGGUGAGAUGGUCAUCGAAUAUUCGGGUAAUGUCAUUCGAUCUGUCCUCACAGACAAACGAGAGAAAUAUUAUGACAGCAAGGGGAUCGGCUGCUACAUGUUCCGUAUUGACGACUACGAGGUGGUGGACGCCACGAUGCAUGGCAACGCAGCCCGGUUCAUCAACCACGCCUGCGAGCCCAACUGCUUCUCCCGGGUCAUCAACGUGGACGGGCAGAAGCACAUCGUCAUCUUCGCGGUGAGGAAGAUCUACCGGGGCGAGGAGCUGACCUAUGACUACAAGUUCCCCAUCGAGGACGCCAGCAACAAGCUGUCCUGUAACUGCGGGGCCAAGAAGUGCAGGAAGUUCCUGAACUGACAGCAGCCCGCGGGGAGAUAGAUUCUGGGGAACGUCGGUAAUCCCAGGGAUCGACUGAAUGCGAAUCGUAUAACCAUUAGCAGCGUUUAAGUCACCUUCCCGACACGUCAACGGCGCCGUUCGCACUUAGUUCCGAGUCUUGUGGCUUGAGCGGUCAGUGUGUAUGUGACCCCGGUUGCUGUUCAAACUGUGUCGGCUGCUUCGUGUUUAGUUGUCGAAACUGUACAGCAAUAUUAAUCGUGUGUUAGAGGCAUCUCCAUCUCUGAAAUCUGUCUGUGCCGAGCAACUUGAAGUGUUCACCCAGCAGAGAAAAUGAUUUGAUUUGUGGGAAAGGAAAGAGCCUUUUAAAGUGGAAAUCUUUUGCCGCCUUGACUUGACUUCACGGUAGACUUGAGUCCAUGGCACCAAAUUGAGCCGGGCCUGACCGACCAAGUCUCUGUUAGCAAAGGAGGUUGGAUCCAGAGCGUGGGGAUAAGAAAAUAGGAACAGGAGUAGGCCGUUCAGCCCCUCGAGCCU